Aureobasidium uvarum is the source of this 717-nucleotide messenger RNA. Lineage: Eukaryota; Fungi; Ascomycota; Dothideomycetes; Dothideales; Saccotheciaceae. The record is from the annotation of a GenBank genome assembly.
AUGCCCAUGGCAUACUACAUGGCAUCCAUUGGUCUUUUCGGGAUGCUAAGGUUGCCGAUGAUGUGGCAGCGUUCCCAAGACGAACAGAAAGCAAUGCCUCUGGUGAUAUACGGCGCCUCAGGAGCAGUAGGUUCUGCUGCAGUCCAACUCGCCGUCAACGCAAACUUCCAUCCUCUCGUUUGCGUUGCAGGAUCAGGAGCAUCUGCGAUACAGCCACUCCUCAACAGCAGCAAGGGCGAUGUGGUUCUCGACUACAGAGAAGGCGCCGAAAAGCUGGUCGAAAACAUGAAAGCUGCGCUUGGUGAGCAGGAAUUACAUUAUGCCUUUGACUGCGUGAGUGAACACGGCUCGUCAGCAAACAUCUGUCGUGUGCUUCGGAAAGGAGGACACAUCAGUCUGGUCUUGCCAUCAGGAGUAAAAGACGUCCCACCCGGUUUCGAUGUCAACACCACAAUGGCCGGAAACCUAUGGGCCGGAUUCAAGAACAAGAGCGAUACGCAUGGAGCAAUGGGUUUGGCCGGAGGAAAAGAAUUCGGAUACUGUUACUCCAGACUGCUCGGGCAUUGGUUCAGCGAAGACAAGUUGCGUGUUCACAGUCCCGAGAUAAUUGAGGGCGGGUUGCUGGGCAUAGAGAAGGCGCUGAAGAAUCUGAGGGAAGGAAAGAAUCAUGGGGUGAAAUAUGUUGUGCGCGUCAGAGACACGCCUGGCUUGGAGUGA